Messenger RNA from Sparassis crispa, 1128 nucleotides. RefSeq names its product alpha/beta-hydrolase. Lineage: Eukaryota; Fungi; Basidiomycota; Agaricomycetes; Polyporales; Sparassidaceae. Bases 1 to 1128 code for a protein of 375 amino acids. Gene Ontology annotation, biological process: lipid metabolic process. The record is from RefSeq and is a predicted model, not a curated record. The transcript has 2 exons.
AUGUCGAACAUGUUCUGUACCCUAUUCUCGCGUCGCCCCAAGGAAAACCUCACGCCAGCUCAGAAACGCAUGUACGCACUAGAGCGUCUCGACAAUUAUCGCACUCUUGCCAGGCUGACUGCGACGCGUUCACGAUACACUCUCACUUCGUCUGAUCUCGUCUCCGCGGAGCUCCAAGUCGAGCUAGCCCAGCUGGGUCAAUUCGCUGAGCUGGCAUACGCUUGGCUGGAUCCAGAAUUUGUCUUCGCAAACGUUGACGUGCUGUCUCGGACGAAUUUCCCAUUCGAAGGAUACGAUGCAUUACAGGAAGCAACGUUAAUCUCAUCUUUCCGAGGCGUAGUGGCGGACGUACCUGCACUCGUGAUAUAUCGUGGGAGAACGCGCCAGCUUGUAGUUGGGUUCUCUGGAACGGCGUCCCUCAGGCAGGGAUUGUACGACGUGCAUGCAAACAUGAAAGCACAUCCCUCGGGGCCCGCAUGUGCGGUGCACUCCGGAUUCUGGAAGAUGUAUUUGGGCUGCAAAGCUCAGGCUUUCGAGGGUGUUCGAAAAGGUUUGCGCGAACAUGAAGUCAUCGAGUUGGUCGUCACGGGCCACAGCAUGGGCGCCGCGCUAGCCUUCCUGUUUGCACUAGAUGUUCUCACUGCGGACCCUCCUCUUCAACCUGGCUUGAGGGUAAAGGUUGCUGCAUUCGGCUCACCUCGGUUCGGUAACGAGGCGCUUUCUGGAAGGUGGCAGGAAAUCGUCGAAGCUUAUAUGGCUGCAAAUGGUGAGAAUGCCGUAACAGAUUACCUGGUGAAAGCCUACAACGACGGAAUACCGUCUCUUCCUCCAUCCAUUUUUGGGUACGCACAUCUUGCGAGAACGGCUCUAUAUUUUUACCACGGCCAAUUGUUUCAUACCCCUGUCUCUCAGAGGGAACAUGGGGUGUUUAAUGUGGCAGGUGACGCGCUGGAUCCUGCUCGAGUGCCAGAGCAUCCUCGCGGUGGACAUAACUAUUACAACGGCCGGGAUUGGGAGAAAAUUAUUCGGCGGAUGCGCUGGCUAAAGCAGGUGAUGGAAACAGGGUCCGGCGAAUGGGAAAAAGGGUAUAUAUCGCAGGUUGCCCAGGCUGAACGCGUACGGAAAUGA